Lolium perenne is the source of this 1351-nucleotide messenger RNA. RefSeq lists its product as uncharacterized. The record is from RefSeq and is a predicted model, not a curated record. NCBI's taxonomy places the organism in Eukaryota, Viridiplantae, Streptophyta, Magnoliopsida, Poales, Poaceae.
CAGCGUAUGAAUGUAUCGGUAGACGACGGUGACGGUGGGUCCCAGCUGCGUCUCAACUUUCCUUCAUUGCCGCCGCCAGGAAUCGUGGGGAUAGAGGAACUAUGGAUCUGGGGGAGGGCAUGAACAAGGAGUGCUACAUCUCAUUGCAAUCAGCGGGGAGCGGAGUAACUUUCACAGAACUCCUUACCAUGGUUGCUACUGAAGCAGAGCAGUCUAAGUUGACCGUUGACCGCCACGCUCAAGUAAACGAACAGAUGGUUGUUGGAUCUGCAGAGGAAAAUGAAACUGAAAAGUGCAUUGACAGUAGUGCAAAUCGAGCUGAAGGUAACAUUGAGGAAGGAUUUUUGGAUACAAAUCUGGAAUUUAGUACGGAAGACAUUAACACAGCCAGGAGCUGCUUUCGAUAGAAGGGAGGGUAAUUUUGGUUCAAAAUUACCGGACGAAUCCAUAGGAACUAGCUGUUUCGUUGAUAGUUCAGUUAACUUUGGGGGUAGUAACUGCUCCGACGGUAUUUCUAAGGCUUCAUUCUCGAGAACAAUUUCCAAUUACCAGCUGGAGGAAGAAUGUGGGGCAACGGAUGUGACAUCGCAAGUAAGGGAAUUUAAUGGUGGUCUAAUAGAAGAGUCAAUGAGGAAAUACUGUGAAGAUAAAAAAAGCGUCAUGUUCGAACCUGAGGUUGGAAUGCAGUUUUCAUUUACAGAAGAAGCAUUCCAGUUCUACAACAUGUACUCCUGGGUGUUAGGGUUCAUCAUCAGAUUAGGUGAUAACUACACAACAAAGACAAAGCAAAGGACAAUGCAAGAAUACCUUUGCCAGCGACAGGGUAAUGGUGAUGAGACAAAAAAUUCGACAACGAGGUGUGGUUGCAAAGCAAUGAUGAGGGUGGCAACAAAUGAUAGCUGUAAGUAGUAUGUGAAAAAGUUUAUUGCUGAACACAACCAUGAUAUGGUAGAGAGUUGUGGAGAAAAAAACAUUUGGCUUCACAUAGACAGAUAGAUAUGCACACUAAGGAGAUGGUAAGGCAUCUAAGAGAGAACAAUGUUAGCCUUACAAGAGUAAAUUUAGUUAUGGGUAGCUUGUUUGGCUCAAUGGAUAAAGUUCCUUUCAGUAAGAAGACACUGAGAACUGUUUGUUCAAACAUAGCAAAAGAAGCUCUUGUCGAUGAUGUACAAAAAACUUUGCAGUCAUUUAGGGAAAAGAUAUCCAGAGAUCCUAGGUUUGUUUUCACAGCAGAGUUAGAUGUGGACAACAUACUUAAUUCACUAAUGUGGACCAGUGGUAGAAGCAGGUCACUGUACCAGCAUUUUGGAGAUGUCAUAACUUUUGACACGACUUAUGAGACUAACAUCUA